This is a messenger RNA of Notolabrus celidotus (New Zealand spotty), 4218 nucleotides long. RefSeq names its product lysyl oxidase-like 3b (gene loxl3b). The record is from RefSeq and is a predicted model, not a curated record. Bases 984 to 3437 code for a protein of 817 amino acids. Gene Ontology annotation, molecular function: copper ion binding; protein-lysine 6-oxidase activity. Gene Ontology annotation, biological process: peptidyl-lysine oxidation. Gene Ontology annotation, cellular component: membrane. NCBI's taxonomy places the organism in Eukaryota, Metazoa, Chordata, Actinopteri, Labriformes, Labridae. The transcript is spliced from 15 exons.
AAUAUGCUGAAACAUUCUAGCUGUAGGCUAAGCUAACCAACCGUUAUAGCUCCUAUAAAACAAUGGCGGGUGUUUCAACCAUCAAAUCUCACGUUAUCUUACUAAACAUGAUCGAACACAAUUAAUUUCAUAGUAGGAAAUAAUUAGCAUCCGGCAACUUGUGGCUGAAAACGCAAAUUACUAAUUUACAUGCUAAUUUUUAAGCUAGUCGUUAGCUUGUUUGCUUAUUUUUGCUUCCAUUCGAUUUUCUAGACAAAAAAAAGCCUCAUGUUAACAUCAAGAGUUUUAUUUUUCUUUUAAAUUCAAUUUUUAAUAAAAGAGAUAAUUUUAGUUUAUUAAUUUGGGGAUUGUAGUAAUAAAGGCAGUGAGGUUUACAGCCCUGAUAUAGUGUUUGAAGGCGUUUUCACUUCCUCCAUCAAGCACCUUCCCUAAAUGUAGGACCAUGAAAUCAUAUUUUAUUCAUUCAGCAGCUCAGGUUUUUAAUUCAGAAAACAUUUGCAGGUCUCUUCCGGUGUAAAACCAUCUGUGGACACGUUGUGCUUCAUCAGACACGUAGGCUAUGAGCGAGAAUAAAGUGAAAUUCACGGUUUUUGGCGUUAUGCAAGCCAACAUCUGCCUGUUACAGAACCAUCCAUGAAAGAGUCAGUGUCUUUCCAGGGAAUAAAUCCAGCCCACUUCUUCAGUCCUGCACCCUCCUCCUCCUCUCCUCUCCUCCUCCUCUCCUCGGUGAAGGCUGCACAGCUGGCAAUUUACAGACAAUAACGCUGUGAGGAGUAAUUGGCUGCUUGGUGGACCACUGUCCUGUAAAUUGGACUCAUUUGAUGAAGAGGAUGAUUUAGCAGAGGUACUGGGAUAUUUAUUAAUGUUUUGACACCGGGGGUGCAGUUUGUAAACUUCUGGAUCACCAAAAUCUAAGACUGGGAUCCCCCUUUCUCCACUGGAACCGUUAUAACCUCCUCAAACUGGGAACAUAAGCUGAAACGAUGGUGCAGUCGAGACACAGGCCCCGGCUCGCGCUCAGCCUUCUGUUUGGGUUGUGGUUACCCUACUGUUUGACCCAGACCACACCAUCACCAAGCACUGCCUCUCCACCACCCACGCCCUCCCCGUCCUCCCCAUCCCCUACAUCCUCCCAGCCCCAGACCGAGCGGCUAAAGGUCAGGCUGGCUGGAUAUCCACGGAAACACAACGAGGGUCGGGUGGAGCUUUUCCACAAGGGGGAGUGGGGAACGAUCUGUGACGACGACUUCUCAAUAACAAACGCCAACGUGCUCUGUCGCCAGCUGGGCUUUGUUUCGGCCACAGGAUGGACCCACAGCGCCAAGUACGGCAAGGGCCAAGGGAAAAUCUGGCUGGACAACGUUCUGUGCAGCGGGGGCGAGAAGAGCAUCGAGUUCUGCAGGUCUCGUGGAUGGGGAAACAGUGACUGCACUCACGAUGAAGACGCCGGAGUGGUGUGCAAAGACGAGAGGAUCCCUGGCUUUGUGGACCCAAAUGUUAUUGAUGCUUUCGUCAGUGAUAACAGGAUAGAGGAGGUGAGGCUCCGGCCUGUGGUGCCUAUAGCCAAAAAGAAGAUGCCCAUCACGGAGGGUGUGGUGGAGGUGAAGUACAAAGACGGCUGGGCGCAGAUCUGCGACCACGGCUGGACGAUCAAAAACACCCGCGUGGUCUGUGGCAUGCUGGGAUUCCCACAUGAGAGGAAAGUCAACAAGAACUUCUACAAAUUGUAUUUGGAGCGUCAGAAGAAUUACUUCCACGUUCACUCUGUGGCGUGUUCGGGCACGGAGGUCCACCUGGCCGCCUGCCCUCUGGAGUUCAGCAAGCCCAACGCAACGUCCAGCUGCCAGGGCGGCAUGGCGGCCGUCGUGAGCUGCAUGCCGGGGCCGCAGUUCACGCAGAACAGCGGCUUGAAGAAGAAACUUAAGAUCUCUAGCAACGUGAGGCUGAAGGGUGGAGCCAGGCUGGGCGAGGGUCGGGUGGAGGUGCUGAAAGACAACGAGUGGGGAACGGUGUGUGACGAUCGCUGGAACCUGCAAUCAGCCAGCGUCGUGUGCAGGGAGCUCGGCUUCGGCAGCGCCAAGGAGGCUCUGACGGGAGCCCGCAUGGGACAAGGUAUGGGUCCCAUCUACAUGAACGAGGUGAAGUGUCUGGGUCUAGAGAAGACCGUCUGGAACUGCCCGUUUAAAAACAUCACAUCAGAGGACUGUCAGCACAUGGAGGACGCUGCUGUCCGCUGCAACGUGCCCUACCUGGGACUGGAGAACACGAUCCGAAUCACAGGCGGUCGGACUCGCUACGAGGGCCGCCUGGAGGUGCUGAGCACAGACUCCAACGGGACGCAGAGCUGGGGUCUGAUCUGUGGGGAGACCUGGACCACCAAGGAGACCAUGGUGGCGUGCCGGCAGCUGGGCUUGAACUACGCUAACCAGGGCUUGAGAAUCCGGAUAGUGGGCGGCCGGACCGAUUAUGAGGGCCGGGUGGAGGUUCAGGUGGGGUCCAAGUGGGGCACAGUGUGCAGCACAGGGUGGACCACAAAGGAAGCCAUGGUGGUUUGCGGGCAGCUAGGGCUCGGAUACUCCAUGCAUGCCAUCACUGAGACCUGGUACUGGGACAGCAGCAACGUGACGGAGAUGGUGAUGAGUGGAGUGAAGUGCACGGGGACCGAGAUGUCUCUGAGUCAUUGUCAGCAUCACAAAACCCUCAGCUGUCAGAAGUCUGCAGCAAAGUUUGCAGCAGGAGUGAUCUGCUCUGACACUGCCUCUGACCUGAUCCUGAACGCCCCUCUGGUCCAGCAGUCGGUUUACAUCGAGGACCGCCCUCUGCACAUGCUCUAUUGUGCUGCUGAGGAGAACUGUCUGUCAAAAUCUGCAGCCCAAGCCAACUGGCCCUACGGACACCGACGCCUCCUCCGCUUCUCCUCACAGAUCCACAACAUCGGCCGCGCUGACUUCAAACCGAAGGCCGGGCGCCACUCCUGGGUCUGGCACGCCUGUCACGGCCACUACCACAGCAUGGAUAUUUUUACCCACUAUGAUCUGCUGAACUCCAACGGAACCAAAGUGGCAGAAGGACACAAGGCCAGCUUCUGUCUGGAGGACACAGAAUGUCAGGAGGGUACCUCAAAGCGGUACGAGUGUGCAAACUUUGGCAAUCAGGGAAUAACUGUGGGCUGCUGGGAUCUGUACCGCCACGACAUCGACUGCCAGUGGAUCGACAUCUCAGACGUCAAACCUGGAAACUACAUCCUGCAGAUUGUGAUAAAUCCAAAUUAUGAGGUGGCUGAGAGCGACUUCACAAACAACGCCAUGAAAUGCAACUGCAAAUAUGACGGACAUCGAAUCUGGCUGCAUAACUGCCACGUCGGGGAUGCAUUCAGUGAGGAGGCAGAGAGGAGGUUUGAAAAAUACCCUGGACAGCUCAAUAAUCAGGUUUCAUAAUCAACAAUGAAGUGAGACUCAGAUUGGGUGGUUUAAUGAAUAAAAACACACGUCACAAACCGAAGCAGUGACACACAGAUCCUCUAGUUUCAAAGGAUCCUCCUCACAUCUCAUGGAAGAAACCAACAGUAUUGUUCCAGCAGUGGAUGUGUUGUUUGUGACUUUUUAUACUUGAAUAUUCAAGUGCUUAAAUUUGUAUUUUUUAUAUUAUAAUGUGAGCUUCUUUUUUUUUUUACAUAAGCCAGUCGUACAAUCUGUGUUUUAAAUGUACAGCCUUCUGUUGACUGUUUUUUAGCAUCAAAUAAAUGAAGUUUAUACUUUUUAUAGCCAGUUUUUGAUACUCAGAGCGGUCACACUUUAAAACUGAAGCAUGAAGAAGAACAAAUGCAGCUUUACUUGUCUUAUGGAUUCAUCCUGGGUGCACUAAAAGAACACAGUGUCCUGUUUCCUAAAGACCCGAUGAUUCAUCAGAAAACUAAACCAUCACCUGUUCCUGCUCUGUCGUAACACACCUGCCUCCAUCCACACUUACUUUGUGAAUGUAUUUAUUGCUCUUAAGGAAGUGAGGUGCUUUAAAGACACUUUUUGUGGUUUUGAAACCAGUUUGAAGCUUUAGUCUGUUUGUUUUUAUGUAUAUUCAUGUGUAUAGACAUUUAGGUAAACACAACACAUUAUUUUGAAGGAUAAAUACCAAAAAAACUACAAUAACCCAGAUGCUGUUUGUACAAAUACGCUGAUAUAAUCACACGCGCUGCACCAAAUAAAAGGAGAGGAAUAAUAA